Messenger RNA from Ostrinia nubilalis (European corn borer), 3345 nucleotides. RefSeq lists its product as uncharacterized. The record is from RefSeq and is a predicted model, not a curated record. The coding region runs from base 109 to 3192 and encodes 1027 amino acids. Lineage: Eukaryota; Metazoa; Arthropoda; Insecta; Lepidoptera; Crambidae. The transcript is spliced from 19 exons.
GAAAGAUAUUGACUUGAUAUUGACAUUUGUGGCGUAGCUGUCAUUUCUAUCAGUAUUUAUUUUCAAAACCAUUUGCAAUUUAAGUUGAAAUAAUUUUAUUGCAAAAAUAUGCAUAUAAUUAUGAAUGCGAUGUUUCUUAUUUUCAUUGCGAAGUUAGUAAUGAAUGUAGAAUUAAAAGACACUGACGAAUAUAGUGAUCCCAAGCAAGAACAAGUUGUAGUUAGGGCAGUGUUUAUAAACUGUGAAACGAAUGAAGAUCAGAAUUUCCUUGAAAAUCAAGCCACUCGUUUCCAACGUGAAGAGUUGUAUAAACAUAGCGCUCUGCAAGGAUGUCUUAAAAAGCUAGCACUUACCGUUAAAGUGACUAGUGAGCCAGGUAAGAGCACAGGCGACGAAUACAUUCCUAUAGAGCAUGUCUUCGAUGGAUCUAACAAGAGACGAGCUCGUCUCCUGGACCCCUACAUCCUACGUUUAAGAAGAGAUCCUCCAGUGCAAGCGUACAAGCUGCGACGUAUUGAUACUGUCAGUGGAAUUUUAACGUUAACAAGCGAUCGAGGUACGGGUAAAUUAAAAAAGAGUCGUGUUCAGCGUAACUUGGAUGAAUUGGCGGAUCAGAAGGAAUGGAGACAGCACUUCGAGAACACUGAGCGGCAAAAUGUUAUGGCCGACUCUGAAGUGGAAGAAAGACAGGACUCUAAGCAAUGUUUAAUCCCUGAAAAUGCCGCCAAUUUAACUGGACAAAUGACAUCGCUGACGUCUAAAGCCAGUGCAAACUUAAAUACGUUAUUUAGUGUAAAACAUGCAAAUGAAUUCUCGAAGAACCAAAUUGGUCUGGCAAUUCAAGAUCACACUAGAGUUAAAAGAGAUAGUUGUACGCUAGCUAACAACCCUGCAUGGAAACGAGAUAAAAGGCAUGAACAUAACAUCAUCGUUGAAGAUAUCACCGAUGAUUAUAAAAUUCCUUGGGUCGAAAAAGAUCGAUUUUACCGAAGACUCGAACAGCCUGCGAGCGGUGCUGAUACACUAGACAAAAAAUCCUCAACGCAUAAUGUAGAAGACGACAAUUAUAUGAAAUCGGCACCAAACACUGAACCGCAUACGCAUCGGGCUUCACAUGUCCAAAACGAACUUCAUCAACUAUCAUCAAAGAGGGAAAAACCCGAAGAUAGAUCAAGUCGAAAUGAGAAUCAUAGAAAAUCUACUGCAAAAAUUAGAGAAAAUAGAGAUAAACCAUACAAUUUUCUAGAUCAUACCACGCACAAAAAUUUUGAUAAAAGAACUAAAAAUACUAAUAAAAUGUCAAGAGUUAAUGCCCCUGAAAAGAAUUUCGUAUUGUAUGAUAUCGGCAGCCCUGACCUUUGGAACAGUGUACACGUACAACUCUUUGAGAAGAUGAGUACACCUGAAGGAAAAACAGUGUGGAACGACAUUACUAAAGGUGAAGUGGCAAGCGUUAGUUCUGUACAACCCGAAUGGAUGGAUCAAGAUAUCAAUGUAAAAUAUAAGCCCUCAGAAUGGAUUUCAAAGGAUGAAUUCACUUUACCAACAUCUGCUGAAUUGUGCCUCUUGGUCCCUAUGCGUGAUGAAGGUUCUACAGACGUUGGUGAUGACAAUAUGAUAACUGAUCUGAAUACUGUUGGAAAAUACAUUGUCCUACACAAGAAUGACAUCAUCGAUGUAGAUGGAGCAAAAAAUAUGUUGAGCAAACGUGAUGGAAAUUAUUCAGAUUUCACAAGUAUGCCCGAAUCAAACGGUCGAAAUGAACAGGGUCAUCGUCGAGUUCUAGUUCGAGUUUCAAGAGCCUUACUCUCUGGGAAUGAGGAAGAUUUAAAAGUUUCUUCUCUUGGCUCGGAGCACUUCUUAACGUUACCACAUCGGCAUCCACAUCAUGCUCAAAUUGACCUGGAAGCACGCGCCGAUGAAAACCAACUUAUUCGUGUUGGAUCGUCUGGAAGCAUCAAUACAAUAGUAGCUGAUAACUCGCGACGAACUCGUUCUCUGAUAACAGUUCAAGCUACUAACAAGGGACUAGCUGCAGCUAGAUUCAGGGUUAAAGCUAGAGAUUGUGGACCAGAAAUGGCAAGUUUACUUAAUCAGAAAGAGAGUGAGCUUGUGGCUGGUCCCACUCUGUUGCCACCUCGACAUACGCAGCGUUUUCAUCUUGAAUUACCCACAGAACUUCCCGUUGACGUAGUGCAUUGUUCAGUGGCAUUAGUAAAUGAUGAUGAAGAAUCAGUCGCUGUGAGAGAUGUCGCUAUUAAGAAAGGGGAUCGGUGCUUUUGCGUCUGGCAUUGUGACUGUGUUUGUCUCAAUGAAGAUCCAAAGUUGGUAUGCCGAGAAAUGGCAGAUGCUCGACAAGUGGCCGCUGGACUUUCACCCCGCGAACGAAGCCGCCGGGCCCGGUCUGUCUGCUACCCCGAUGUCGUGUCCUUGAAUUUAUUCGUGGUAGCAGUGGGUGUGCUCAUGGCCUUAUUGUUACUUGGACUAGCAAAAGCCUGUUUAGGCUUGUUCUGCCGAUGCGUAGCUAAGUGGGGCUUGGACAAACUAAUUCAAAUGCCUCGCAAACUGGACCAUUAUUAUGAGCCUGGCCUGAGCGGCCGCUGCGUCGUCUACGAUGAUGAAGGUUGGCCAGUACAUCCUGAUACCAAGAGACGCAGCGUUCGUCUAGUACCUAAAUUAGUGGAGUUCAUAUUGAACAUAAUAUUUUUUAUCACGGUGCCGUGUAUAAUGCUGCGCGAUGCCGUAACGCAGUUGCUAUGUCGGUCCUCACCGCGUCAAUGUGGCGCCGCUCCAGAUGGGAGAGAUGACCAAAAAUGCUUCAGCACUCAUGACAUGCAGGGCCUGCAGCAGCGGUGGCGCCGGCGGCGCGGCGGGCUGCGGCGGUGGAUGACUCCGCAAGCCGAGGACCUCUCGACUGACAUUUGGAGCAAAGGACUUGCUACACGAAAAUCUGUUGAAUGUGAAUUUAUGCGACCUUUGCUACAUGAACGACAUCAUAGGACUGGCGAAAUUGUCUCUUCGUGCGUGGACUCGGAACAAGACGACACCGAAUACGUUCUCAGGCAAAUGCAGAAGAGCAAAGAGUCACUAGCAAGGAGCCAAAAGAAAUUGAAUGAAUCGGGACCGUCAUCCGCACGAAAGCCGCUGAAUACUGAAAAUAAGUUAUCGCGUACCAUCAUCCGUCAAAAUUAGAUAAAAUAUUUAUUUGCUAUUGGUUACAUUACAUUCUUUUAUUAGGUGCUAGCUUAACUGUUGCCCCAUAUUUUUAGUGGUAGUUACUUACAAAUGUUCUAUUAGAUUUUACGUUAUUUGUAUUCAAUAUUUUAAAAUAAAUUUGUUAUCUUA